AUGUAUUUCACCAGAUCUGCAGCUCGUCAUUCGUAUCAAUCAAAAGUUUGGUCAGAGAUUCUUGUUGUUUUGGAUCGUAUGUCGUCAACAUUAUUCGAGAGUUCUGUUAGUUCUGAAGAUGCAUCAUUUCAUUUAACAACAUGUCUUGAAUCGUCCAUAUCAUCUGAUUAUGUUCGUUUAAUUUCUAAAUUUUAUGGAGGUCAAGUGGAUUUAUUCAAAAAGAAUGCAUCUCAAAUAUAUAAAAUAAUGGAAAAUCUUGUAUCGCAAAAUAGAAUUAACCAUGCAGAAUAUUUUAUGAAUAAUGUUCUUAUCGUUCAUUUUGAUUCGAUACCGAAUCUUGAAGAAUUAAUUCAUGUGUUAAUUCGUUUAUGUUCAUUAGUGAAUAUCGAAUCUCGGAGUCUUCUAUGUAAAGAUUUAAUAUCACCAAUAUCCUGUGCCUUGACAAACAAAAAACUUAAUAAGAAGUUAGCUGAAAUUUUAUUCGAUUUUGCUCUUGCAAUACUUAAUUUAAAUAUAAUUGAAGCACCUAAGUUUGCGCUCAGUAUAUUAUCUAUAAGAGAUUUUUAUCCAUGGAAACAAUUGGAUAAAAAAAUAACUCUUCUUAUGCAAGCAUGUAUUUCUUAUGAUCAUAUUAUUGACGAUGCGUUUUGUUCUGGUCUUGAUGACUUAGGUAAUAUUUUAAGUGUAAUUAAUGAACGAAGUAAAUCUUAUGCAACAGUAUUACGAGCAGCACAUCAAUCUGCUUUACAAGCGAUUUUAAAAUGGUCUGCAAUUAUCAAUAAUGAUACUGGUAAACCAUAUGGUAAACAUGUAUAUCGAAUGGGAGGAACAAUGAUGGAAUUAAUUGAUCAACAACAAGUAAAUGCUGAUAUAUGUAGCAAAUUCGUUGAAAUACUUCAAAGACAAAUUGAGAACAAUGAUACAACUUAUGAUUUUCAUCAAUUUCAUGAUAGUUUUUUCUAG
This is a messenger RNA of Rotaria sp. Silwood2, 963 nucleotides long. The record is from the annotation of a GenBank genome assembly. NCBI's taxonomy places the organism in Eukaryota, Metazoa, Rotifera, Eurotatoria, Philodinida, Philodinidae.